AUGCGCGAGCAAAAGGGCAAAGAAGAGCAGCUGGAGGAGGAUCAUGCACAGGCAGCAUCUUCUGUUGGCGCGCGAGUGCCUCAUGCACGUAUCCUCUACGUUGAGUGGACUGAUCGCCGCCAGGGUGCCAACACGAUCCCGACCCGCUCUGGCUCUCUGCAGCUGGUCAAGACCGCCGGAUCAUGGAAUAUCGAAAUCAAAAAUGAGAAGUGCAAGCAAGGUCAUGGCGAUAGUGACGACAUACAUGUACACGCUGUCGAACUACCCAUGUGA
Molecule: messenger RNA, 273 nt
Organism: Verticillium dahliae VdLs.17
Lineage: Eukaryota; Fungi; Ascomycota; Sordariomycetes; Glomerellales; Plectosphaerellaceae
Exons: 1
Coding region: 1-273 (90 amino acids)
Source: RefSeq, a predicted model, not a curated record